UAAUAUGCGAGAUCCGUAGAGCCGACUCCACUGCGCGGCCGCAUUCCGCCCUGACUUCCCCUCCGCCAGCGGCCUGCUGCGUUGAAAUGAGGAGAAGAUGUCGGUUUCGGGGCUGAAGGCCGAACUGAAGUUUCUGGAGUCGAUAUUUGACCCGAAUCACGAGCGAUUCAGAAUCAUAGACUGGAAACCCGACGAGCUGAGCUGCCAGUUCAACGUAACGGGAGAGAAGCUGCUGAUCAUUCACUGCAACAUCACGGAAUCAUAUCCAUCGACGCCGCCAAUAUGGUUUGUUGACUCUGAUGAUCCCAGUCUGGCUGAAGUGUUGGAGCGUCUGGAGGAUGUGAGGAAAGGCAGCACUUUGCUCCUUCAGCAGCUGAAGCGCCUCAUUUGCGACCUCUGUCGGCUUUACAACCUGCCUCAACAUCCAGAUGUAGAAAUGCUGGAUCAGCCUCUACCUCCCGGCCCGAUUACCCAAGAGAGAAAGCACGGGCCCUCAGAUGAGGUGACGUCUGAAGAGGAGGAGGAAGAAGAAAUGGGAGAGCAGGACAUUGACCUGGACCAAGACUUGGACCAUUAUGACAUGAAAGAGGAGGAACCGGCAGACGGGAAGAAGUCAGAGGAUGACGGGAUAGAAAAAGAAAACCUGGCCAUUUUGGAAAAAAUCCGUAAAAGCCAGAGACAAGAUCACUUGAAUGGCGCCGUCUCCGGCUCAGUACAAGCUUCAGACCGCCUAAUGAAGGAACUCAGGGAGAUCUACAGGUCACAGAGUUACAAGACAGGUAUUUAUUCAGUCGAACUAGUCAAUGACAGCCUUUAUGAAUGGCACGUCAAGUUAAGGACGGUCGAUCCAGACAGUCCCCUACACAGCGACUUGCAGGUCUUAAAAGAAAAGGAAGGCGUGGACUACAUUCUUCUCAAUUUCUCUUAUAAAGAUAAUUUUCCUUUUGAUCCACCUUUUGUACGGGUUGUCUCACCUGUGCUCUCCGGAGGUUACGUUCUCGGAGGAGGAGCCUUGUGCAUGGAACUUCUCACAAAACAGGGCUGGAGCAGUGCCUAUUCCAUAGAAUCUGUCAUUAUGCAGAUCAAUGCAACUCUGGUCAAAGGAAAAGCCCGAGUGCAGUUUGGAGCCAAUAAGAACCAGUACAAUCUUGCCAGAGCACAACAGUCAUACAAAUCCCUGGUGCAGAUUCAUGAAAAGAACGGCUGGUACACACCGCCGAAAGAGGACGGAUAAGCGGCGACUGACUACUAUGCACUUGGAACAUGUCUUUGGGUCAUCUUGUUUCCUUUGGAAUAUUUUCCCCAUCCCGACGCGACGGGGGAAAUAUAUAUCAUCCUUCUCACGAAAACCACCUUGUCGGCUCAUCCGACGCUGCGCUCCAGGACAGACUCCAUCACACUCUGCUUCUCCCCCCCCCCUUAGUGUUCCAGAGAGGAGGGAAGCGUGAGGACCUCGCCAGUCCAGGUUUUCUAAUUACGCUCAAUCUGUCUGUCGAAGGAGCGACAGAAACUUUGCUCCCGUUAAAUGUGGGGAGCCGCUCUCUCUUUAGCUGCUUGGACAAAGCGGGCUUCACAGUCACCUCCGCCCUCUCUAGAUGGAAAUUUUAAAAGAUUUAUAACUGAAGCUCUUGGAGUAUCAAUUCAUGCUUCUUUUUCUCUUUUUUUUUUAACUGACUGUGAUUUUGUUUCUCUCUUGCCACUUGGGGUUAUUUUUAUUUUUUAACUGGUACAUAAAUGCAAAUAUUGUUUCAGAAACAUUAUUUGGCUUUUUCUUUUUUGUUUUUUUUUGUUCCCAUACAAUAAAUUAGACUCUGCUAUUUUGGAAACAGGUAAAACUUGAAUAAGAAUAUUAGGCCAAGCUGAAUGAAAGUGAGGUUAAAGAACUGAGAUCAAACAAAGCCGGGGGAUGUGAAACAUCCCACAAAUCUGCAUGUUGUUUAACAAACUCGGCGGAGAGCGGCGCCGUCGUGACAUUUUGGAAGUUUUUAUCGCCCGAGUGUUUCAAAGCUAAAGGGUUUUUUUUUUUUGCCUUAUAUCUGUUAACGGAGCCGUCGGCCUCUCUCGUCGAAGCUUCAGAGGUCGACGCCUGGUUUGUGUGCGGCAUGUUGUACAGAAGCUGCGUCUCAGCCACAGUUAUCGGAACCUGUUCAAUUGGAUUGCAGUCACUUUGUUAAGCAGAAACUGUUUUGAUGGCUUCACUGAGGGGAGGGGCGGGAAGGAGGGGGGGGUCUUUUAUCCUUCUGCUCAUUUUAAUGAAAUGAUUCAUAUUUUCUUAAAAUAAAGUUCUAGUGGUCCGUUUGAACCCGCAGCUCUGUUACUUCUGGUCCCCUGCAGCCGUGUUCCAUCAAAUGUGGAGCUUCUCUUCAACGCCACAGAUGUGUUGUAGUGAUUCGCUUUUUUGGAGAAGCAUCUGUGUAAUUUUUUUUUUUUUUUAAAGCUCAGUCACAAAACUUGCCACACCCUCACGAAACUGUACUUUUUAACCUGCACCAUGCAAUACGCCAUGAGAGACACACACACACACACACACACACACACUGUAUCUACCGGUCAGUCGGCCCGUUUGCAGUCGCAUGUUAUAAGACAGUCUGCAGGAGUGUGUUUGGAUGGCAACUCAGGUAACAAACAAUACAAUAGGAAGGGGAUCUCUGCGCGUUGUUGGGUGAACUUCUGGGUUUCAUACGAGCUCUGCGCCGCUCGCUCGGAAAGCAAAGCAGAACGAGCUUUACAAAAUGGGUCAUGUUUUUUUUUUUGUUUUCAUUUGUAAUUGAAGCAGUUUAAAAAGAGUGCAGGAUUGUAGUGGCUCAACAAUACACACUGCUGUAUUUGUGAGGUUUUGGUGGUUUGAAAUUAACCUGAUGAAAAACGUUUGCACAGCUGACAGGGUGAGGGGUUAUACCUGAGAUAUGUUUAGAUUUUCAAAUCAGGAAAGGAAAAGUUGUUUUUUAUUAUUAUUAUUAUUGUUCCUCUGCGCUCCUGUUGUUACAUGUCUGAUGUGUGUGAGAGGGGAGGAGUCAUCAAACAUCCUGAUAAAGUCACGUUCCACUGCGAACCUUUUCGAUCUGCAUACUGCGACGCUCCUCUGCUGAGCCUUCCUCUCAAAACGACAAGAACUGUGGUCGAAGGAGGAGACGGACGGACGGACGGAUGGACGGACAUGCUGUGGACUGGACUGAGACGCUUCUCCAACAGGACUGUGUGUUGAAAAGGUUUCAUUUAUCUCUUUAUUUUCCGGCACCAGCAGACAGAUCAGGUCUGACUGUUGGCUCACUUUGGGUUUUCUUUUUUCAUUUUUUUUUUUUUUUUUCAUUUUCCAUUUGACAAAGUUUUGACGAUGUACAGCAAUUUGUAAACUUGCAUCAAGUUUAUGAAUAAAGAAUUUUAAGAUUAUUGGUUUGA
Messenger RNA from Salarias fasciatus (jewelled blenny), 3399 nucleotides. RefSeq names its product ubiquitin-conjugating enzyme E2 Q2-like. The record is from RefSeq and is a predicted model, not a curated record. Bases 98 to 1234 code for a protein of 378 amino acids. Lineage: Eukaryota; Metazoa; Chordata; Actinopteri; Blenniiformes; Blenniidae. The transcript is spliced from 13 exons.